Arctia plantaginis is the source of this 735-nucleotide messenger RNA. The record is from the annotation of a GenBank genome assembly. Lineage: Eukaryota; Metazoa; Arthropoda; Insecta; Lepidoptera; Erebidae.
AUGAACAUGAAAAUUUUAGUGAGGACAAGCUUUUUGAUUGGAAGCCUUUUAGUUGCAGCAGUUUAUUGGAUAUUUACAACCCGCGGUGGCGAGGCUACGCAGGAGAUAAUGUGGUCACCCGGUAGUGGUCUCAUAGAGCCAGAACCAUGGUUACAAAGUGCUGAUGGUGGAUAUGCAGGCUGGUCACCCGGGAGCAGCGCGUAUGCGGCAUGGUCCCCCGGUGCAUAUUUACAUUUGGUUCCUUCUACCACAACAUAUGUUCCUACUACGACUUCAACCACUCAGCGCACUAGGCGGACUAGACGAACAAGAUUACCCUCGCAUUUACCACCCGAUUCUGAUCCUGAUUCGCCUAAGCCACCAUCUUCGAUGUCGUCACCGGGUUCCGAAGAUGUCGACAACAACAACAAUGACAACAAGCAAUUUUCGCAGUUAUCGCAGGAACCUCAAGACUAUCCACAACCACCUGAGCUUGAUGUUAGUGAUGAAGAUAUAAAAGAAAAUUAUGACGAUGAUAAAAUACAUAAACCGCCGUCAGUAGUUAAUCAGCCACCACCGGAAGAGGACGAACCGACAACGGAACCAUCAAUGAUGAAAUCAGAAUACGAUCAACCAAACUGGAAAAGCAGGGAUCAAAACGAGGAAGCCUAUGAAGAAAAUCCACAAGACUUAGUGAAUACUCGACCACUGGAUAAGCUUCCUGUCGAGGGCUGGGGAUAUGAUUACGGCAAUUAG